AUGGCCGAUAAUAUGUCAGCGUCCCAGUCGCAACUUGCCUCCACAUCGUCCCUUUCGCCCUCGAAACUCUGCUCCAAAACCUACAAGAAAGCCUCGCAGCUGUAUCUCACGCGUCGGUUACAAGAAUCGUUGACGGCCCUGGAACCUGUCAUCACGCCCAAUCGACCAGCCGAGGAUCAGCAGUAUUCCAAUGGCGACGAUUCCACGGCGCCGAUUGCGACCGCCCCCGCCACGUGGAGGAUCAAAGUGUGGAAUCUAUACAUUACCCUCUUGAGUACCAUACUUGAUCUGGGACCCGAGGAGGGGAAACAAUUAUUCGGCCAGAAAGAAUGGAAGGCAAUUUCGACCAAGGUUCGAGAGGGGGAGAUCUGGGAGACCGUUCUCCAAACGGGCUACAAAGGUCUAGAGGGGUCGGUCGAUGCGGAGGUCGUAUACAAUCUAGCCACAUUAUUGCUCAAUCACUCGCCCUCGCAAACGCUGAACCAGCAACGACUUGAAACCUACCUCUCCUCGUAUGGCCAGCCGAACCUCGAUAUCGCAGAGCACAUGCAGAACUCGCCCAAUGGUUCGCAGACAUCCCGCGCGCGCCCGAACGGCGGCACCGACACUCCGAAAGAUCUCGCUGCUCGAGUCAGGAUCAUCGAGCUCUUUACGCUCCACGUUCUUCCCCGCAAUGAGGAAUGGGAUUACGCCAGCGAGUUCAUCAAUCUGAGCGAGGUCCUCGACGAAGAGCGCAAGGAACUCUUUCUACAAACCCUCGACGGACUCAAAGAGGAGCGGGAGCAAGGAGAGCUACGCGCCGCGGCGCUUCAACGGGAGAAGGAUGCCGAGAUGGAGCGACAGAUGCGCGAAGCCGAGCGCGAAAGAGCGGAGGAGGCCGCCGCGGCAGAAAGCGUGCAGAAGAACCACGGUCGCAAUCACAGCGAAGUGGACUACGGGAUCGAGAAGCCCAACCCGAACGGCAGCCCCAAGGCGCGGGGAAAGCAGACGAGCAGCAAAGGCAGUGGCUCGUCACGAACUGCUUUCUCGCCGCCCGGGUCGAAGAACGUGAAAAGACCCGAGAAGCCCGAGUCCCGGGCCAAACAGACACGGGCGUUCACGAACGUCCUGCGCAACCUUAUGCAAUACAUCUCCAAGUCUAUUGCGGGGAAUCCCCUGUCUUUUGCCCGUACGAUAUUAUUCAUGCUCGGCUUGGUCGUGGCUCUAAGCCGAGAGAACGUGCGGGAGCGGAUCCGGAGAAUCACCGGGUCUGGAUGGCAGAAGGUCAAGGGGACUGUGGGGAUGGGCGUGAAAGUGAGCUAUAUUUAA
Molecule: messenger RNA, 1308 nt
Organism: Aspergillus affinis
Lineage: Eukaryota; Fungi; Ascomycota; Eurotiomycetes; Eurotiales; Aspergillaceae
Gene: pex26
Product: protein pex26
Exons: 2
Coding region: 1-1308 (435 amino acids)
Source: RefSeq, a predicted model, not a curated record